AGAAAAUAAUGCUAUUUAUUUCAAAAGUAAUCGCAGCAUUGGAAAUUAUAACAAUACAUGGAUAUUUCUGUUUUGGCAUCCCUGGUGACAGAGGACUCGUUCUUGGAAUUUGGAAUCCUGCAUCGCUAGCCACCAUCACAGAAAUACCAAGAGCCCCAGCAAGUUAUUUCACAAAUGUCUCGAAGUCUUUAAAUCCAUCAAAUGCGCAGAUAACAAGCAUUGCGUCUGAUGAAAGAAAUAAAAUAGUUUUUAUUGCCGUUAAAUACUCAAUAUAUGCAUUUCAUAAGUUUAACAUAUGGCAAAAUGAAUCAAAGACCUUCACAAUUAGCCUUGCAUAUGAAAGAAAAUCUGCAGGUUUUGGUCAAAUAACAUUUGAUUAUGUUUCCAACAAUCUAUACUGGUGUGAUUCACUUCUAAACUGGAUAGCCAUGAAACCGGCGUAUGGGCAGAAUAAUUCAAUAUACAGAAUCGUUGUUCAAGAUGACUUAUAUCAACCGGAAGGCUUGACUCUAGAUUCAGAAGAUGGAUUGAUGUUUUUCUCUGACAAUGAUCUAAAUCCACGCAUUGAAAAGGCCUCCAUGGACGGAAAGAAUAGAACUGUAAUAGUGCACACCAGUCUGAUACGAAUAUUGGCCCUCUCUGUAGACACUGUCAAUGAUUUAUUGUACUGGGCAGAUUCUGGGAGACAGACUGUUGAGGUCAGCCAUUUUGAUGGAUCGAAUAGAAGAGUGUUGAGACGGAAUAACCAGGUUUCAUUGACUGGGAUUCACUAUCAUCAGAAUAUUUUGCAUGCUGCAAGCGCUGGUUCAAAACAGAUAUUUGGAUUCGAUGUGAAAUCAGGGUCUGUACUCUACAAGUUAACGAUGGCAACAGUACAACCGUUUGCUGUUCAUGUUUAUGAUGCAGAAACACAAAUCUCAUAUGCUGAUCCUUGCUCAUCUCGCCGUUGUCAGCAUAUGUGUGUCAACACUCCUGCAGGAGCCACCUGCCUCUGUGCUGAGGGUUAUCAAUUAUCCACGGACGGAUCUUCAUGCAGAGAUCCCUCCUGGUUCCACAACAAAGGAUUCAUCGUUAGCAACGCUACAGCAUUUUCCAUGUUGGAGGUAAACUCUGUCAAUGGAAGACCAGGUCGGGUUUCUAUCCUUAAGGUGCCCUUCUCUAUUAUUGAAACGUUUGCUGUAGACCCCGAAUCGGAUCUUAUCUAUUUUGUGGACAGUGUUGGUAACAUGUUAAAGGAAUUGAACAUCAUCACUCGACAAAUUAAAACAUUAGCUUCUAUUGAAAAUGCCACAGAUCUGAAUUUUGACUGGAUUGCUAAUCUUCUUGAAUGGAUAGAACCUGCGCAAUCUACAAUACGAGCAUUUUCUAUUAACUCUGGAACGACUUCAGUAAUAUAUUCAGGACUUCAACAACCAACAUCACUCACAGUGGACUCACAUAAUGGAUACCUGUUUUGGCUUUCUGGAAGAACACAAAUAUCAAUAAUGCGAGGAACGUUAAGUAGAGGUCUGGCAGAAACUAUCGUAACGUCAGCAAAUCUACACCACCCAAGCUCUCUUUAUUACGACGUUACAAGCAACAGGAUAUACUGGGUAGACAGAUCAAUAAUUAAAAGCUGCAUGACAAAUGGAUCUGAUAUUAAAAGCCAUGUCAUCACGCUAGGUGCAACACAGGCUUUCGCAUAUAAGGAUUUCUUUGGUUGGAUCAAUGCAGAUAAGAUAUUCUUUACAAGGAAGUCAUCCAUUUCUCGAGAGACUGUGCUGAAUAUUGUACAAAACGCAAAACAUGUUUCCAUAUUUGAUUCUUCUCUGCAGCAGGAUAGAAGAGGUGGCUGUCACAUACUGAAUGGUGGCUGUGAGGAUAUUUGUGUUCCUUCAGAAAAUGGUCGAAAAUGUGAAUGUGAUAUUGGACUACAACUACAAUCAGAUUUAAAAACGUGUGAUAGCAGUGCUUAUUCCACAAAUUUCCUUCUUGUUUCCGAUUAUUCCCACGGUCGAAUCCUUCAGGUUGACAUUAGCACAGGGAAUAUAGUCAAACUACCAAUAAUUGUAAAAACUCCUCCAGGAAUGACAUUUGAUAAAUUGGGAAUGGAACUCAUCUACUCCGUUGUCUCCUCGAAAACUAUUAUGUCGACCACACUUCAUGGAAUGAACACAUCGUUGGUUUAUGCGACAGGAUUCGCUCAUGCAGAACGUUUGACCAUUGACUAUUCAACGGGAAACAUUUACUAUACUGCAGAAGGUUCUACUCCAAAUCAGAGCUAUAUUGGAGUUGUACACAGAGUCACCUUACACCACAGGACUUUGUUUUCAAACAUGCACAGUCCAAGAGAUGUUGUGGUAUAUCCGUCAAAAGGCUUUUUGUACUGGACAGAAUUUGGGAAUAUAACAGAAAUUGGUAGAUCAUAUAUGGAUGGAACGUCAAAAAAGUAUAUAGCAACAACAGAUAUUGGAUGGCCAAACGGUCUCGCUAUAGAUUUUAUUUCCAACAGACUAUACUGGACAGAUGGCCUUCGAAAUCGCAUAGAGUAUUCAGAUUUAAAUGGAGGAAACAGACAAGUUUUAACAACUGAUAAUGACGCACAUCUAAUGAGUAUUGUGAUUCAUGGACAAUAUUUAUAUUACACUGCGUGGAAUAGACAGCGUAUAACAAAGAUAAAUAAAGCAACGGGUUCCAAAGUUACGUUUAUGACAAACCAUCCAGAGCUUGGUCGACUUGAUAGUCUAGAUAUCUAUUCAGGUGAUUCAGUGGAUGGUAAUAGAAUUUGUUCAAAGAAUAACGGAGGAUGCAGUACGUUCUGCUUUCCAACACCAACAGGAAGAACAUGUGGAUGUCAGGAUAAUGUUAAUUUACAAGCAGACCAAAAGACAUGUCAAGGAGUAUCUCGCUGUGACACUUCUCUACAGAAUAUAGAUUUCCAUGACUGUCUUCCAUAUCCCGGCCAAAAUUGUCAGGUUGCAUGUAAAUCUGGUUAUAGGCUUGUUGUCAAUGCGUCUGUUACUUGUGAUCAAUCCGGACAUUGGACUCCAUCCCCAAGUCCUUCGUGCACCGAAAUAUUCUGCACAGCUGUUAUCGACAAUGCCUUGUUAUCAUCGGAAUGCACUCGAAAAGCAGGUGAAUCGUGCACAUUCUCUUGUAAUAAUGGAUAUACCUCAACGACCUCAGGGAGCUUGCUAUGUACAAACAACGGUACCUGGAGUCAGGACACCAAGAAUUUAUGCUUACGUUCUGGUUGUUCCAAAACGAUAAAAAAUGGCCAUUUUAUAAAUUGUCAGUCCAAAAUCGGAGAAACUUGUAGAUAUAAAUGCAAUGGUCUACUCAAGGUCAAUCCAUCUGUUCCAAAUGUUACCUGCUACGAAAGUGGCGAUUGGAGCCAUGAUGCAAAUGACUUAUGCGUAAGAUUAUGCUCAUCAUCAAUCCAGAAUGGAAAACUGGAUAAGGGUUGUCAAAGGAAAAUUGGGAAUGUUUGUCCCUAUACGUGUGACCCUAACUAUAGGUCUUCCAUCUCUUCUUUAAAUAUUGUUUGUACCUUGGAUGGCGCAUGGAAUGAAAACACUGACGAGAUAUGCAAACCUUCUGGAUGUUCAAAGACGAUACCAAAUGGUCAACUUAUAAACUGUCAGUCAAAUAUCCAAGAAACAUGUCAAUAUAUAUGCUACAGUCCUUUGGAAAUAAAUCCAUCUGUUCCAAAUGUCACAUGUAACGGAAAUGGAAAAUGGAGUGAUGAUACAAAUAACCUGUGUGUACAUUUAUGUCCCUCAACUAUCCGGAACGGAAAACUGGAUGAAGGCUGCCAACGAAAUAUUGGGAACAUUUGCUCUUACUCUUGCGACAUCAACUACAGAUCCUCUAUGUCUUCUUCAAAUAUUGUCUGUACAUUGGGCGCCACCUGGAACGAAAACACUGACGGAUUAUGUAAGUCUUCUGGUUGUUCAAAGACGAUACAAAAUGGCAAACUUAUAACUUGUCAGGCAAACAUCCGAGAAACCUGUGGAUAUGAAUGCAGUGGUCUAUUCGAAGUGAAUUCAUUAGCUCAGAAUGUUACGUGUAAUGAAAAUGGAGAAUGGAGUCAUGACGUAAACGAUUUAUGUAUACGAGCAUGUCCUUCGACAAUCCGAAACGGAAAACUGGAUAAAGGUUGUCCACGAAAAAUUGGGAAUAUUUGCUCCUUUUCUUGUGACAUAAACUACAGUUCUUCCCUCCAUUCUUCACGUAUUGUUUGUACAUCGAAUGGAACUUGGAAUGAAAACACUAACAAAUUAUGCAAGCCUCCUGGUUGCCCAAAGACGAUAAAGAAUGGUAAACUCAUUAAUUGUUCGUCAAAUUCCGGAGAGAUAUGUGGAUAUGAAUGUAUCGAUCCUUUUUACAUAAAUCAACUUGUACCAACUAUUACCUGCAACACAGGUGGUGACUGGAGUCAUGAGACAAGCAAUUUAUGCGUAAGGCUAUGUCCAUCAAUUAUCCCUCAUGGAAAACUGGCAUCAAAUUGCGAAAGACAAAUAGGAAACCGUUGUUCAUUUAUUUGUAACAGUAAUUACCAAUCAUCCAUUCCCUCCACAAAUAUUGUUUGUACUUCAGACAGCACCUGGAAUGAAAAUAUCGAUAAAAUAUGCAAAAGAAUAACGUGUCCGCUUCAAAUACCAGAUGGUUUUGUGUCCUCGCAAUGUAAUGGAAAUAUCGGUGAAAUAUGUGAGGUUGUUUGCCGAAAUGAAUCUAAUGCAACCUCUCUUCAGUUAAUAUGCACAUCACUUGGAUCCUGGAACAAAGAUAUAAACAACAUAUGUACACAAUUUACUCGAAACAUUUCCUCACACCAUGUAACUGAAGACAGCUUUGAUACAUAUGUCUUUAUUGGAGCAUCGAUUGCAGGCCUGAUUGUCAUUGGUAUUGUUGCGACUGUUUGUUUCCUGAAGAAAAGAAAUUCAUAUGGGAAUCGUUACGGAAGAUCAACAGUGCAGGAAGAAAACAAUUAUUUGACAAUUAGUAACCAAGGAUAUUUAACCGAAAACGAUAGCGCUGAGAGACAAUUAUCUGCUGAAUACUUCACUAUUAAUGAUCAAUUCGCCUCAGAACAGGAACAAUCACCUAAACAAAUGUAUCUGAAUCCUGUGUAUAAUCUCUAAAUGGCACACACGCACGCAGAGUUUGAUAUAGCCAGACGACAUAUAUAGAAUAUAUCAUUGUCAUAGUAUAUUCAUAUUGUGUCUAAUGGAGCAUGGAUUAACAAAAGAUUAUUGUUGUUAGUAAAAAUAUGAAAAUUGCUUCCUAGACAAUAGUGAAGGGUGUCAGUGACGUAUUUGUGUCAUUUCAGUCAUUAAUGCACAAUUAUAUCGUAUACCCAGAUUAAAGCAAAAGAAUUCCUCGAUUAAAAUAUAUUUCAUAAUUCA
Molecule: messenger RNA, 5387 nt
Organism: Saccostrea echinata
Lineage: Eukaryota; Metazoa; Mollusca; Bivalvia; Ostreida; Ostreidae
Product: low-density lipoprotein receptor-related protein 2-like
Exons: 30
Coding region: 9-5123 (1704 amino acids)
Molecular function (GO): calcium ion binding
Source: RefSeq, a predicted model, not a curated record